AUGCCGUCCUACAACAUCGUCGUUUUCGGAGGAGACCAUUGCGGUCCCGAGGUCACAAAAGAGGCCGUCAAGAUCCUCCGUGUGAUUGAGAAGAGCCGUGAUGAUAUCACCUUCAACCUGCAGGAUCACCUGCUUGGUGGUGGCUCAAUUGAUGCCACAGGCUCCCCUCUUACCGAUGAAGCCCUGAACGCCGCAAAGAACGCCGACGCAGUCUUCCUCGGCGCUAUUGGUGGACCAGAAUGGGGAACCGGCUCCGUCCGUCCCGAACAGGGGAUCCUGAAGCUGCGCAAGGAAAUGGGCACAUUCGCCAACCUGCGGCCCUGCAACUUUGCCGCCCCCUCGCUCGUCGACAGCUCCCCACUCCGCCCCGAGGUCUGCCGAGGGGUGGACUUCAACAUCAUCCGCGAACUCACAGGCGGUAUCUACUUUGGCGAGCGCAAGGAAGACGACGGCAGCGGCUUCGCCAUGGACACGGAGCCCUACUCGCGCGCUGAGAUCGAGCGCAUCACCCGUCUAGGUGCCCACCUGGCCCUGCAGCACAACCCGCCCCUCCCCGUGUGGAGUUUGGACAAGGCCAAUGUCCUCGCUACUAGCCGUUUGUGGCGCAAGACCGUGACCGACGUCAUGGCCAAGGAGUUCCCUCAGCUCAAGAUCGAGCACCAGCUGAUCGAUUCCGCUGCUAUGAUUAUGGUCAAGGAUCCGCGCAAGCUGAACGGUAUCGUCAUUACGAGUAACUUGUUCGGUGAUAUCAUUUCCGACGAGGCCAGUGUUAUUCCUGGUUCUCUGGGUCUGCUGCCUAGCGCUAGUCUGAGCAGCAUCCCUGAUGGCAAGGGCAAGGUUAACGGUAUCUACGAGCCUAUUCACGGCUCCGCUCCCGACAUCUCCGGAAAGGGCAUUGUUAACCCCGUCGCUGCCAUCCUCUCCGUUGGCUUGAUGAUGCAGUACUCCUUUGCUCUUUUCGACGAAGCCCGCGCUGUCCAGCAGGCUGUGAGCAACGUCAUCGAGUCCGGUGUGCGCACAGGCGACAUUGGUGGCAAGGCUUCCACAACGGAAGUGGGUGAUGCCAUUGCUGCCGAGUUGGAGAAGCUCCUGAAGAAAUAA
Molecule: messenger RNA, 1101 nt
Organism: Aspergillus calidoustus
Lineage: Eukaryota; Fungi; Ascomycota; Eurotiomycetes; Eurotiales; Aspergillaceae
Source: the annotation of a GenBank genome assembly